UAUCACGUGAUGUUUAUAAUUGUUUCAUAGUGUCAACGAAUUGAAAAAUCGUCCGCAAGAAUACACUAUAUAUAUAUAUAUAUAUAUAUAUAUAUAUCUCCAAAGGUCUUGUAGGUUAGGAAAUGUACAAUUCAACAAGGUCAUAUAUGGCUUCUCUUUCCCCUCCUACCACCGCCUACUCAACCACCACCACCACCACCACCACCACCACCACAUCCUCCGCAUUGUCAUCUUUCCCAUUCUUUAGCAAGAAGUCACAAAUCUCAAUAAAGAAGCGUAGUAACCGACGUCCCUCUAAAGUGUCAUGCAAAGCCACAGAUGGUGACCAAAACCCUAGUACUAGCUCCGAAAGUGGUGCUGAAACUUCGUCAGGGAAGUUUGAUAGGAGGAAUGUGCUUGUAGGUUUAGGAGGGCUCUACGGUGCCACGACUCUCGGUGCUCAGGGUCCCCUAGCAUACGCUGAUCCGGUGUCAGGACCGGACUUAUCAAAAUGUGGCGCGGCAGACUUGCCUGAAGGUGCAGCGCCCGUAAAUUGCUGCCCGCCAUAUACCUCAAAAAUAAAAAAAUACAAGCUUCCACCGCGAACUAAUGCCAUGCGCGUUAGGCCGGCUGCUCAUUUGGCGAACAAGGCAUACAUAGCCAAGUACAAUAAGGCUAUUGAGCUCAUGAAAGCCCUUCCUGCAGAUGAUCCACGCAGUUUCAUGCAACAAGCUGAUGUUCACUGUGCUUAUUGUGAUGGAGCUUACGACCAAGUUGGGUUUCCAGACCUUGAGCUUCAAGUACACGAGUCAUGGCUCUUCUUGCCUUUUCAUAGAUGGUACCUCUACUUCUAUGAAAGGAUCUUGGGGAAAUUGAUCAAUGACCCCACUUUCGCUUUGCCAUUUUGGAAUUAUGAUGCUCCUGGUGGCAUGCAAUUGCCAGCACUGUAUGCUAACUCUAAAUCACCAAUCUAUGAUCCUCUCCGUGACGCAAAACACCAGCCACCAACCAUGAUUGAUCUUGAUUACAACGGUACCGAUGAAACCACAACAGCCGAACAACAAUUGUCCACCAAUCUCUCCGUCAUGUACCGUCAAGUAGUGUCCUCUGCCACCACGGCUAAGCUUUUUAUGGGCAACCCAUACCGUGCGGGUGAUGAUCCUGAACCCGGACAAGGCACACUAGAGACCACCCCGCACGGUCCAGUCCAUCGAUGGACGGGUGACCGUUCGCAGCCCAAUGGAGAGAAUAUGGGGAACUUCUACUCGGCCGCAAGAGACCCUAUAUUCUUUUGUCAUCACUCUAAUGUUGACCGAUUGUGGAUCAUAUGGAAAUCCUUGGGAGGAAAACGCAAGGACUUCACCGAUCCAGAUUUUCUAAACGCUGAGUUUCUCUUCUACGACGAAAAUAAGGAGCUUGUGAGUGUGAAAGUUGAGGAUUGUCUGGACCAGAAGAAUCUCGGGUAUGUUUACCAGGAAGUGGACAUUCCAUGGCUGAAAAAGCGUUCAACGCCUGGUGCUAAGAACGCUAGCAAAAAGAAGAGCAAGGCUGGCGUGGCGAAUGCGGCCGAGACAUCCAGCGUUAGUGAAGUUUUUCCGACGAGUCUAAACAGAGUGGUGAGAGUUAAGGUUCCGAGGCCGAAAAAGUCUAGGAGCGCCAAAGAGAAAGAAGAAGAGGAGGAGAUAUUGGUUGUAUAUGGGAUAGAGUUGUUGAAAGAUGUGUAUGUGAAGUUUGAUGUUUAUAUUAACGACGAAGAUGAUGCGACUACGAUCAGGCCGGACAGGAGUGAGUUUGCCGGGAGUUUUGUGAAUGUGCCGCAUAAGAAUUCGAAGAAGAAGACGGCAACGACAUGCUUGAGGUUGGGGAUAAGUGAGUUGCUGGAGGAUGUGGGAGCUGAAGAUGAUGAUGAGGUGGUUGUGACUUUGGUGCCCAAGAAUGGAAAAGAUCUAGUUACCAUUGGUGGUAUCAAGAUUGAGUUUGAUUCUUGAAUCAAUUCGAUCAUCAACAAUAUGUCCCUCUUAAUAUAAUAUUAACUUUGAUAAUAAUUUUUACUUCUUAUUUUGGUUAGUUAAGAGUACUCUAGUACAAUUAGAACAAGCGGUACAACUCGCUUCUGUAGUACGGUACUACAUGUUUCUAUAUCUAUCAAUUUGAUCCAUCUAAGUUUUUUUAAUUUUAAUUUUACUAUUUUUGUACUAGUACAAUGGUAAUGAAAAAGAGAGGCUAUUUGUAUGAUUUUA
Messenger RNA from Cornus florida, 2219 nucleotides. RefSeq names its product polyphenol oxidase, chloroplastic-like. The coding region runs from base 123 to 1967 and encodes 614 amino acids. The transcript has a single exon. Gene Ontology annotation, molecular function: catechol oxidase activity. Lineage: Eukaryota; Viridiplantae; Streptophyta; Magnoliopsida; Cornales; Cornaceae. Gene Ontology annotation, biological process: pigment biosynthetic process. The record is from RefSeq and is a predicted model, not a curated record.